Messenger RNA from Ictalurus punctatus (channel catfish), 7674 nucleotides. Its product is annotated as caskin-1. The record is from RefSeq and is a predicted model, not a curated record. The transcript is spliced from 22 exons. Gene Ontology annotation, molecular function: protein binding. Bases 611 to 4912 code for a protein of 1433 amino acids. NCBI's taxonomy places the organism in Eukaryota, Metazoa, Chordata, Actinopteri, Siluriformes, Ictaluridae.
CCACCCCUGCUGCAGCACCAUAAAUUUAAGCAAUACGCACACGCGCGCGCGCACGCACGCACAUGCACGCACGCACGCGCGCGGAUUUACAACCCCUCUCCAGCGUCCGUCCGCGCGCACAUCUCAUCGCAUCACAUCACAUCACAUCUGCCCGGAUGUUUACGUAACAACACCGUCGCCUUAGACAGGGGUCAGAAACCAGAGUAGGCACCGCGCUACGACAUUUUAUUUAUUUAUUUAUUUAUUUAUUUAUCCAUUUGCAGUAACAGUCCAUCCCUUUAACCUGGAGACGACCGCGACCUCCGUCACAUUCCUUCAUACGGGAUUUAUUAUUGGUUGUUUAUUCUAAUCGCGCGACCACAUGUAGCACAUCCUUUAUUAUUAUUAUUAUUAUUAUUAUUAUUAUUAUUAUUAUUAUUGACAGAACCCCGGAGCGGUUCUCUCACAGCGCGGACACCGAGUUUCCCCGGUGAUGGAGGACGCGGGUGGAGCGGCUUUGGCGGCACCGUGGCGGUGGCCGAGCCCUCGCGCGAGGAUGCUCUGGAUGUAGAGGACGCAGCGGGCGCUCCUGUGUGUGUGUGUGUGUGCGCGUGUGUGUGUGAAUUAAAAUAUGGGGAAAGAUCAGGAACUCUUGCAGGCGGUGAAGACUGAGGACCUGCUUAUGGUGCAGCGGCUACUGCAGAGACCCAAACACGGCAAAUCUAAGCUCCUGGGUUCGGCCAAGCGGAUCAACGUGAAUUUUCAGGACACAGACGGGUUCUCGGCCCUUCACCAUGCUGCUUUGAAUGGUAAUAUGGAGCUGAUAGCUCUGCUGUUGGACUCACAAGCCGUCGUUGAUAUCAAAGAUCAGAAAGGGAUGCGACCGCUGCACUACGCUGCCUGGCAGGGAAAAUGCGAGCCGAUGAAAAUGCUGCUGAAGGCGGGAUCGUCAGUCAACAGCCAAUCGGAUGAGGGACAGAUUCCGUUGCACCUCUCAUCUCAACAUGGCCAUUACGAUGGAAGCGAGAUGCUGUUGCAGCACCAGUCCAACCCCUGCAUCAGAGAUCACGCUGGAAAAACUCCUCUGGACUUGGCCUGCGAAUUUGGACGUGUCUUGGUGGUGCAACUACUCCUGAGCAGCAAUAUGUGCGCCGCCAUGUUGGAACCGAAGCCGUCGGAUCCCAACGGGAUCAGCCCUCUUCACCUGGCCGCCAAAAACGGACACAUCGACAUCAUCAAGUUGCUAAUCCAAGCUGGCAUAGACAUAAACCGGCAGACGAAAUCUGGCACGGCGCUGCACGAGGCUGCGCUCUGCGGAAAAACCGAUGCCGUUCGCCUUCUUCUAGACAGUGGCAUUAGUGCCAGUGUGAGGAACACGUACUGCCAGACGGCACUGGACAUCGUAAACCAGUUCACCACGACGCAAGCCAGCCGAGAGAUUAAACAGAUGCUUAGAGAUGCCUCUGCAGCUAUGCAAGUGAGGGCACUCAAAGACUACUGCAACAACUAUGACCUGACGAGCCUCAACAUCAAAACAGGCGACAUCAUCACGGUCCUGGAACAGCACUCCGACGGCCGCUGGAAAGGCUGUAUCCACGACAACCGCACAGGAAACGAUCGUGUCGGCUACUUCCCCUCCAACAUGGUGGAGGUCAUCAAGAGGGCAGGACCCUCUACUCAGCAGUAUCUUAAGAUACACAUCCGUCCGCCGGCAAUUGGCUCAGUUGCCAUGGUGAACGGUGACUCCCACAUUCUCUCUCUUCCCCUGACCUCCCUGCCCCCUCCUCCCUCCCUGAUCUCUUCCCAUCAGCCCCUGUUCACCUCAUUCGGGUAUAACACACCCACCUGCAGCUCAUUUGCGUUUGAACCGCCCUCCUCCCGCUCAGUGGGGCCGAAAAGAGAGACAGGUUCCCGAGGUUCUGUGUCCAGCCCCCAUGGCUCCCCGACAUUAAGUGGGCAGCAAAGCAGUUCCAGCGAGGAGAUCUGGGUCCUGAGAAAACCUUUAGCAGGUGCUGGCAGCACAGGGAGUCUGACCAGCGGGCGCUCUUCAGUCAGUGGUCCGGUGGACAACGCCAAUGCUCAUCUCGCAAGCUCCCCCGUGCCCGUCCCAACCACGCCAACACAUUCCACAGGGCUCAACACACAUGGUGUAAACGUACCCGGGCUACAUGCACAGGCCGAGGGGGUGAAGUUGCUGGCCACCGUGCUGUCUCAGUCUGCAAAAGCGAAAGAACAUCUCCUGGAGCAGGACCCCAGUGCAGGUUCUUCACAACUUACCCAGAGUACACCUGGUGGUCCACGUCCAGAAAAGAAAAAAACAUUUGUUGAUCCUUUACUACAGAGAAAAGAUAGUGCUGCAACAGAAAGCAAGAGCUCCGAGGCCGUGGCUGAAUGGCUUACUAGCGCUCAGCUGCAGUUUUACACCGCAAACUUCCUAACAGCUGGAUACGACCUUCAGACCAUCAGUAGGAUGUCACCAGAGGAUCUCGUAGCAAUUGGGGUGACAAAACCUGGGCACAGGAAAAAGAUGCUGUCCGAGAUCGUCAAACUGAGCAUUCCUGACUGGAUACCUAAAGAGAAACCAACCAGCCUAGCUGAGUGGUUGUCCUUGAUUGGACUUAGUCAGUACUAUCAGACUCUUGUUCAGAAUGGCUACGACAACAUGGACUUUGUCAGUGACAUCACCCUGGAGGACUUGCAGGAGAUCGGCAUCACCAAGCUGGGACAUCAGAAGAAGUUAAUGUUAGCCGUUAAGCGUCUGGGAGAGCCUCUGAAAGAGGAGGACACUUACAGCAAGGCGAGGCAGUCAGACGAAAGCACAACUUCAAAACGCCAAGCUGCUCCAGAAUCCACCCCUGCUCCAAGGACGCGCCGAGGAAUGGAAGGGCGUGGCUCUCCACGGCACACCACCCAGGGGCGUGGUAUACAGCGAGCAAAUGCUCCGCCUCCCCUAAAAAAGCCCGGAUCAUGCAAUAGUCCAGCCCAUACACCACCACAUACCCCUACUAAAGUCAAAAGCUCCUCCCCACGCUCGAAUUCUCAAGGCCGCCCAGUCCCGUUGCUCUGCCUUCCCCAAGAAAGCGCAGCUGAGGAAGAUGAGGACGGCACACCUCCUUUACCGAGACGGAAAGACCCACCCUUCCCUGACACAUCCACUAAGUAUGCCACGGUGGGUGGAGGCAACCGUAGUGCAUCCUCCCUGGAUGUAGGAGGAGUAAACCGUAGCCAGUCCUUUGCCACAACACGACCUCGCAGGAAGACGCGCCCCCCAACACCUCCAAAGCGCUCUUGCUCCUCUAUCUCCACGGGAAACCUGCCAAACGAGAGCGGGAUCAACCAAGAUGAGCCUUGUGAUUCGUUUCUAAGUGUGACGUAUCGAGAACGCCGCCGUAGCGACUGUGGUCCUGCUUCUGAAUCAGGGGUUUUAGGAGGAAGUGUUCGAGACAUCGCUGCCAUGCUAGAAAUGUCCACAUUAGGAGGCAGAGCCAAAGGAGCUAGCAGGAAUUACUUACAGGCGAGCCCGGACAUCCUCAGACGAAACCAUGACUCUCUGAGUUCAGACGAAGAGAUCCAGAGUCGCCGUCGCACCAUCAGCGGCCCCUUAACUGACUACGACAUCCCCAUUGCACAGCAAGAGGGCACCGAACGAGGCGAAGUUACCAAAUCUCUGCGAAUUACUGAUGAACCAAUGGAAACACUCCCUGAGAGACCAACCCCAGAGCCCCGCCCCCGCUCCAUGCUCACUCAAGAAGAGUGGUCACGUGUGGAUGCCACGGCAACCUUGAGGAGGCCCCGCACACCUCACGACUCGAGCAGCGAGAGGGUCCAGCUCAACGAGACCAGCACUGUGAGACGACGGCCAAAAGUAAUAGCGCCCACUCAGAGGGAUGAUGCGACAGAUGCUGCUAUUCGUGUAAGACCUGUAUCAGAGGUGGAACAUGUAUAUCGGGAAAGUGAUAUGAGCGAGGAUUUCCGGCGAGCGCUGAAGCCUCCAGUUUCCCCCAAACCAUCUCUGGGCCUCAGGAAGCCUGAGCCUCCCACCCCAACCAGGAGAGUCCCACUUCCAGGACCGGAGAACCAACACAGCACAGUGGAGGGCAAAAGAGUUCCACCGCCUGUGUCUCCAAAGCCAAGCCCUCCUCCUACACUUCCUAAACCAAUCAAAAUUAAGCCCUUACCAACACACACACUUACCCCACCCAGUGACCUAAACACACACCCACAUUCCUCUACCAUUCUCCCCGAGCAAGUGGAUCAUCCUAUACUCAGUCCAUCAACCCCGACCCCCAAACCAGCAGAAUCUCAGACUUUGUCCCCACGACCUUUGACAUCUCCCGCUCAGAGCCCCCAAACCCCCCAAACUCCUUCUACCCCUGGGUGCGGAUCUGCCCCAGUCAAACCCCCGAGAUCUUCCAUGGCAGGGCUGUCAGUGGACAUUCCCAGCCCUUUUGAGGCAGAGCCACGAGAGGUGGAAAAACACAACGAGGAUGACGAGCAAAAGAGACAAAGGAAAGAGAUAGCAGUGAUUAAGGGGCAAGAGAUGGGAACUUCCAGCGAGGUCACAAAGCUGACAGAGGGAUCAGAGCAGGUGCUGAUGAGGCGGAGGAAAGUGGGUGUGGCCAGACAGAUGCAGAUCGAAGGAGACAUCGAAAGCACAACAGAAGAUGGCGUUGUAACUGCAGAUGAAAUUCGACAGAGGGCGCCAAAUGUCAGCAGAAUGGAUGAAGGCAGAAUUCAUGGAGAAGAAGAAAUAAACCAGCUAAGGCUGGACGAGACCAGUGCCUCCUUAGCUGCAGCACUGGAGGUUGUAGAGGAAAGGAUCAUGACUGAAGACAAUUCUGAAACGGAGAAUAAAAGCACUGUCAACAUUCUUGAUGAUAUUGGAAGCAUGUUCGAUGACCUCGCUGACCAGUUGGAUGCCAUGCUGGAUUAAAAAAGAAAAAGAAAAAAAAAGCACAAAAUAAAUCGUAAACAGAAAAGCACAGCAUCGUCUUCAUCUGAGCGCCUGAUCUGUUUAAAGCCACGCUUCAAUGAAUAAACGAAUAAACACUGAUUAGUUGAUCUUAUCAAGGAUUUUUUUUUUUUUUAAAAAGGACCUACUGGAAGGCAGAGAUCUUGGGUUUAAAACGUUAAAUCCAUGAAACAUCGACAUCAACAUCGUUUGGUGAAGGUUUUGGAGCCAGGACGUACGGACUGUUCUCAUGCUGCUUCCAGAGAUAAGCACAAUUAAAUGCUAACAAACUAUUUAAACAUUGUUAAGGUCAAGAAAUGCUAGCAAUGUGUCAGAGUGUGUGUGUGUGUGUGUGUGUGUGUGUGUGUGUGUGUGUGUGUGUGUGUGUGUGUGUGUGUAUUUCUAUGUGUGUACUAUGUUUGGGCUUUCCUUCACUGGCGAUCGACAUUUGUGUAUUCAUUUUUCAAUAAUAAUUGGAAUCACCAUUUUUGUGCUUUAAUGUUGAGUUGGAUACCCAGCUACGACGUUUUCAAAGGGGAACACAGGACAAAAUUUUGGAGGGAAACCCCCCCCGAUUGAUAUGUUAAGGAAUACGCUAAAAGUCGAGGAACAUUGCUAGCUAGCUAUAAGAAAAACAAAAACAAAAGUAGGACAAGCUAUUUAAUGGGUUCCCCUUUGAAUCCAUAUUUAAAGCAAAAAAAAAAAAGCUGAAAUAUUGUGACCCUUAUGUUGUCACCGUAGUUGUUCGUGCGUGUUUGUGUACUUCAUCGACGAAUCCCGAUUUUCAGCCAAUAGAGUGGUGUAAACUAUAAUUUAUCAUUUAUAAAUGCUGCGUGAUGUAGUGUAAAUGUGACAUAUAGAUUACAGCGUAGGAUUUGGUAUGCAACAAGAGCCCCUCCAGUCCCAUUUAAUGUGAACAAGAAUUACGGGCCGUAUUCAGAGUCCAGAAUUCAUGCAGGGAAAGUUACUCCUAUUCAGAGUCGAGUUAUGACUUGCUCUGUGUGCGCCAUUACGAUUAUUCGAAUCCCCUGUGUGUCGUUAAUGCCUUUGAGGUUGCCAGGUUUUUCUUGAGCAGAGACGUUUUUCAAUUGCAUCUAGACCACCACCUUUAAACCUAUAAAAUAAAAAAACCUCUGCACUCUUGUUUCAGCAGCUUAUAGAAUAGCACUUGAUCCAGUGCAUGCUAUUAUUUAGCAUUUUAUUUUUAAAUUGUGCGCCGACAGUUCAUUGUGUGCACAACUUAACGAGAUACUAAAUCGAGCUCAUGAAAUGUGUCCUCAUGCGGGAAACAAUCGCAAACCUGUGUUUUAGGCUCCUCUCCAUGUGCAUAACUCUUGCGUAACUUCCAAGUAGCCUGCGAUUCUCUCUGAACGAGCAAUUUCAACACUCUGAAUACAGCCCUCUGUGUGUUUGGGGUGUGUGUGUUUUCGGGGUUGGGUGUGUGUGUUUAAGAUGCAAAAUGAGAUGAUGUUUUUAUGAUUUUAUGUUUCGCAUAUGCAUUGGCCCAUUGGAGAGAGCUUGCAGUCAAGACAAUAGUGGCCAAAAGAACAUCAUUUAGUGUAUAUGUUAUAUAAUUGCAGAGCAAUAUUUCUAUCAACUCUCCAUGUUGGUAACUUUUAGUUUUAUGACAAUCCUUUAUCAUGUUUGAUUAAUUCUGCUGAAGGUGGACAUUUAGAGAGUUAAACCUUAUAUCCUGUAAAAACAAACAAACAAACAAAAAACUAACAAAAGUCUAUGUAAUUAUUCGAGUUAUUUUGUGUACAUGCUCAACUGGCUAAUGUGUUUGAACCUGGUGAAAUGAUCCUUGGAGAUCCUCUUCCAUGUAAAGCAUAUUGAGAGUAUGUGGAAGUACGAUAAAUAAACUUUAUGAAUAACGGACACAAAGCGCAUUCAUUUAUUUAUUUAUGCAUUCAUGUUAAAUCAGGUCAGAGUCAUGGUGGAAUGCACCCUGGUCGAUAAGAAAUAACAUUUGUUAAUCAAUUGUCUCCACACUAUCACAGUCGCACCAAACAUCUGCAGUCAUUCCUCAGACAUAACAUCCUUCUCUCUUUUAAAAGAUCUCCUUUCCAACCCCUGUGCACAUCGUCAGCACGUCCGAUUAAGGCAGAGCGAUCUGUGAGAGCGGAAAAGGGAGAGAGUGAGAGAACACACAUGAACAGUACGUCUUCUGACGUAACACCCCAUCCAUAAAAGUCAAAUUCAUUUUGAUUACAUUACUCAUCUACUCAGCAUGAGCUCGAGAGAGUGCAUCUGAUAAGAUAUUUUCUGUAGCCAGUAUUCUGUAUUUUCUGUUUUGGUUAUUUCCUAAAUGUCUCAACUAUUCUCAUUUCCCUCUUUGAUUUCAUUCAGUGCAUUAGUGCCUAUGGAAUGGGCAGCUUGCACAUCUGGAAAGGCACCAACAAUGCUGAAAGGUAUAUACAGGUUUUAGAGCAACAUCUGCUUCCGUCCAGAUUCCAUCCCAUCUUUUCAUCUGAAAGACUCCGCCUCUCUAAGAUCCUCUUUUUAUACCCAAUCAUCUCACUGACCUGAUCCCAAUUAACCUCCAGCUGUUUCUUUUUUAGUAACACUUACUUUUCCAGCCGUUUGUUGCCCCGUCCCAACUUUUUUGAGACGUGUUGUGGCCAUCAAAUUCAAAAUUACCUUUUUUUUUUAUUUCUUAAAAUGGUACAUUUGCUCAGUUUAAACAGUUGAUAUAUUUUCUAUGUUCUAUUGUGAAUAAAAUAUGGGUUUAUGAGAUUUGCAAA